AUCACCCCCAUGUCAUUGCGAGCGGAGGCCAUCGGUAGGAUGGAGCUGUAAUCGGGGGUAUGACUAACGGAAUUCACAAGAUAUGGCGGGGGCCCAGGAAGGAUAUGUAAGAGUCGGACAUCCGUCUAGUAGACGAAAAUCCAUCUGGACGCUCAAAAUAAUGAUCAGAAAUAUUAGUGAUUCGCCGUUCAUCAUGUCCUCGGUGACGGCACCCCCGAUCGUGCCCACGGUGACGGGCAGGCGGAGGAGCACAGCCGAUGCACCGAAUCCCAGGAAGCGAGGUCGAACUGCUUGUACGAGAUGUAAGAACCGCAAGCAAAAAUGUGACGACCAAUGGCCCAACUGCUCAAACUGUCAAAAGGCAGGGAUUGGAUGUGACAAAACGACCGUUACUGAAGACGAGCCGCCUGCAGCAUACACUCGCGCUUUGGAAGGAAGAGUUGCUUUCCUUGAGUCCCGCUUAAAACUAGUCAACGGUGCUCACCCCGUUGAGGAGGCCCAGCAACCACCUACGAGCCCCAACGAUCCACCCCGGACCAAUGCACUUGGAGAAGUCGCCGAGCUAAUCUCAAUGGGUAACUUCGAAGCGCCUGCUUACAUCGGCAAUUCGUCUGGACUGUCCCUAGCACUGAACCUGGGCGAAAUAGUGCAAGCUACCGUCUGGAACAAAGCGUUGCCGGUCCCCCCUGAAAGUCCCGAUGUCAACAGAGCUCGGAGAGACAUCGCCGCCAGUCCUACAUAUAAGUCAGGACUUGGCAACAGGAGUCGCGUCAUCACGAUGAAGGAAUUAGCUGCGAAUAGUGCUGAACCGCCCACGGACGAGCUGGGUCGCGACAUACUGGGUGCUUACUUCAGCCAGCUUCACUCUCGAUACCCUUUCCUAGACCCGGAUGAGGUCUAUCGGUUGCACGAGGAUAGAAUUAAUCUUGCCUCCACUCCCGUAACGAAUCUGACAAAGCCACAGAGGUACGGCAUCUUCAAGCUUUACAUGGUGUAUGCAAUCGGAGCAAUGCUGCUUCAGUUGACGGAGAAGUACACGAGUUCCCCCCCAGAGAGCUACUAUUCUUCCGCUCUACAGCAUAUUACCGCGGCCCGAGAGUCACGGACGAUCCAGAAUGUAGAAGCCAUGACGCUUCUUGUUAUGUACCACCUUCGAUCCCUCUCAAGUCUUGGCAUAUGGUACAUGAUUGGCCUCGCGAUGAGAACGAGCAUCGACCUCGGCCUGCAUAGAAAAGGGUACGAGGUCAACUACGAUCCCUCGACGGUCCAAAUGAGACGACGACUGUUCUGGAGCGUCUACUCCCUCGAACGAAAUAUCGCCAUCUCCAUGGGUCGGCCCUUUUCCAUAGCAGACCGCCAGAUCGACGUCGCGCUGCCCACUGACUAUACGGAAAUAGGCAUUUAUGACGCUCCCCCACCUUCUAUCGGUAGUAGCAACUCGCCAAACAGGACAGCUCCACUCACCUCAGCCAUCUACCUCUUCCGUCUCCGCCAAAUCGAGUCCCGCAUCCAGCACUCCAUCUACCGCGCCGACAAGCCCCUCGCCUCGCUCCAACCGAAAAUGACGCGCUUCUACACCGACCUUGAGGACUGGAAACAGUCCCUCACCGACCGCCUCGGUGGCAGCGACCUCCAGUAUCCCAUGUUGCAUUACCACAGCGCCGUCCGCUUACUAGUACAGCCCUUUCUGGCCCUCCUGCCGCCAAACGACCCUUACUAUGCCCUCUGCAUGCGGGCCGCGGGCGACAUCUGCCAGGCGCACAAGCGGCUGCACCAAACGCUUGAUUGCGGACAUUCCUUUAUCGCGGUGCAGACGGUCUUUGUGUCGGGACUUACACUGCUGUACGGGCUGUGGACGCAGACGCACGCUGUGUGGUCUGUGGCGCUGGCCAAUGACAUCCGUGCUUGCUCGCUGGUAUUAUUCAUUAUGGGGGAGAGGGCAUCGUGGGUGGGGAAGUACCGUGAUGCGUUUGAAUUGCUUGUUAACGCGGCCAUGGAGAAGUUGCAGAGUGGUGAUGGGAGGUUAACUGAGAAGGCGGCUGCGCAGGUCAGCGGUGGUGGUGAUGGUGCAGGAACGAGAACAGGAAGGGAGACGUGGAGCGGUCAGAUUCAUCAAGGAGGCAUGGGAGAGGAACAAGAGGCGUGGCGGGUGGUUGCUGAGUUGGCUAGCUGGAUCGAUCAGGGUGAGGGUUCGCCCGUGUGGAUGCCGGACUUUGAGAUGUUGCAGAAUUUAUCCCACGCGUAAACGAAGACCAUGGUUCAUGGGAGUAAUGAGUCUCACGUUAUGAAUGACGAUAUGAGUGGCGAUUAUGGGCGUAUCUUUUGAAUUGUUUACGUUCAAAGCUAUAUAUACACUUUCGUUCUUCCGAGUAUCCGCAAUUAAUGUCACGCUGCUUCCAUAGCUGUAUUUGCACGUGGUUCAGGUUCAGGUUUUUCAGGAGAAUGAAUACUUUUUUCUUUUCCACUUCCAC
Messenger RNA from Pseudomassariella vexata, 2471 nucleotides. Its product is annotated as putative C6 transcription factor. The transcript is spliced from 5 exons. Lineage: Eukaryota; Fungi; Ascomycota; Sordariomycetes; Amphisphaeriales; Pseudomassariaceae. Gene Ontology annotation, molecular function: sequence-specific DNA binding; DNA-binding transcription factor activity, RNA polymerase II-specific; zinc ion binding. Bases 83 to 2245 code for a protein of 720 amino acids. The record is from RefSeq and is a predicted model, not a curated record. Gene Ontology annotation, biological process: positive regulation of transcription by RNA polymerase II; DNA-templated transcription.